AUGGAAGUGUCGCAAGAGGACGUCAAGCUCAUCUCCAAGAAAGGCAAUGCGAUUGUCAUGGGUUGUAUCGCUUUCAGUACUGGUAUCGCAUCUUUCUUGGCCGGUGUCAUCACGAUCGCUAUCCCAAUCAUGGCCAAAGACCUCAACAUACCGGAGAACCUGGUUUUGUGGCCUGUAACAGUAUAUUCUCUGGCUUGUGGUUGUACACUCCUGGCUUGCGGAUCAGUCUCAGAUGUCAUUGGAAGCAGACGAAUGUUCUUGUCAGGCUGCUUCCUCCAAUGCUUCAUGACAAUCGCUUGUGGUCUGUCGAAGAACACCGCCCAGAUAAUCGCCUUCCGCUCCUUUUCUGGUAUUGCAGCCUCUUUUUGCUUGCCCUCGGCUGUCAGUCUCAUCAACGAGGUGUUUCCGCCCGGCAAGGAGAGAAACAUCACUUUCGCCAUGAUGGGCGGAGCUCAACCGUUCGGCUUUGGUAUCGGUAUGGUUCUUGGAGGUGUCUUUACCGGAACGAUCGGCUGGCAGUGGGGCUUCCAUGUCGCCGCCAUCAUCAACUUCUUCAUGUUCAUCCUGGCUGCAUGGCAGUUGCCCCCCACUCCGGUUGCCCACAAGCAACGAAUCUGGUCUCGCCUGGCUACCGACAUCGAUUGGCUGGGUCUCAUACUUGCCAGCGGCUUCCUUGCUAUGCUCUCAUACGUCAUCUCAGCAUUAACUGGCGACUUGACUGUCAUGAAGAAGCCCAUCAACAUUGUUUUACUGGUCCUGUCUUUCGUUUUCCUCCUGGCUUUCGUACUGUGGGUCGGCCGUCAAGAGCGCCUCGGACGUCCAGCUCUGAUCCCAAACUCGCUCUGGCAGCACAAAGGCUUCUCGUGUAUCUGCUUCAACGUCUUCUGUGUCUGGGCAGCCUUCAACGCUUUCGAGCAAUACGCCAACUUCUUCUUCCAGGAUGUACAAGGAAACAGCCCUCUCGGCACUGCUCUUCGCUUCUUGCCCGCUCCCGUCUCAGGCGCUCUCGCUAAUGUUGGGGUUGGUUUGCUUGUUCACCGCAUUCGUGGCGAUUGGAUUGUAGUGCUUACGAGCAUUGUAUCCGCCCUCGCUUCGCUGUUGAUGGCGAUCAUUGACCCGAGCUGGUCAUACUGGCGCUGCGCUUUCGUUGCUCAGUUCUUCAAUCCUGUUGGCGCUGAUGGCAUGUUCACGGUCGCCAAUCUCCUCAUCACUUCCAUGUUCCCGCCCGGCGAGCAAGGUGUCGCUGGCGGUGUGUUCAACACCAUCUCGCAGACUGGAAAGAGUGUUGGUAUGGCUUUGACAUUGCUGAUUGCUCAACAAGUUACCGCCAACUCGUCGUAUGCCGACAAGACGUCUCCUGAGGCCUUGAUGGUCGGCUACCGAGCUGCUUUCUGGUUCUGUGUUGCUCUGAUCGUUGCGUCUCUUCUUGUCAGCGUCUGGGGUCUGAGAAGGAUCGGAAAGGUCGGUCUUAAGAAGGAUUGA
This is a messenger RNA of Aureobasidium pullulans EXF-150, 1482 nucleotides long. RefSeq lists its product as uncharacterized. NCBI's taxonomy places the organism in Eukaryota, Fungi, Ascomycota, Dothideomycetes, Dothideales, Saccotheciaceae. The record is from RefSeq and is a predicted model, not a curated record. Gene Ontology annotation, cellular component: membrane. Gene Ontology annotation, molecular function: transmembrane transporter activity. Bases 1 to 1482 code for a protein of 493 amino acids. The transcript has 3 exons. Gene Ontology annotation, biological process: transmembrane transport.